UUUUUUGCACAUUUUCACAUAUAUCCUCUUUCCCUUUCCUAAAAUUCCUUCGAAAAUCAACAGGUACAGUGGAAUACGUCCAACUUUGGCCAAGUAUAAAAGCCAUUUUAUCUUCUUCUAACACUAGCAACAACUACAAGAGUCCGGUGACCCUCAAGACCUUAUUCUUUAACCAUGCCUUCCCCUUCCGCUCCUUGUUCUGCACUCUCUCUGUCGGAUCAACUAAAUCUCGUCGACAAACUCGAAGUGUUCAAGAUCCAAGGCCGAGACAAACUCGGUCGCAAGGUUCUUCGCAUCAUCGGAAAGUUCUUUCCCGCUCGGCUUGUGAGCAGGGAGGCUCUGAACAAGUAUUUGGAAGACAGAGUUUUCCCAAACCUAAACGAGAAGCCUUUCUCAGUGGUGUACGUUCACACAGAUGUUCAACGGAGCGAAAACUUCCCCGGAAUCUCCACCCUCCGGUCAAUCUGCGAGGCCAUUCCCGGCGAGGUCAAGGAAAAUCUUGAAGCUGUAUAUUUCGUUCAUCCGGGAUUACAGGCCCGUCUUUUCCUAGCCACUUUUGGUCGCUUCAUUUUCAGCGUAAGGUUGUACGGGAAGAUAAACUACGUGUCCAGGUUGCAGUUUCUGUGGGACCAUGUGAGGAGGACUGAGAUGGAAAUUCCGAAAUUCGCGUAUGAUCAUGAUGAGGAGCUGGAGUACCGUCCUAUAAUGGGUUUCGGGUUAGAGAGUGAUCAUCCCGGUGCGCUUCCCAUGUUGGACUCUCCUCUUUACAUGUAUUCCACGCGCUGCAUCGCAUAGGAAUACGGCUCUAAUCAUUUGAAGAAUGGAUCGGUUCUUGGGAAGUUUCCGUUUUCAUGGUUUCGUGUGUUUGCUUUUGUUGAUAUUUUGUACAUAGUGAGUUUGUGCCUUUUGUUUGUUUUUUACUGUGUGGAUCUACUUUUGUUAUAAAAUGAAAAUCAGUGUCCUCGACAAUGACACGUGAUCCUCACUCGUAAA
Messenger RNA from Morus notabilis, 993 nucleotides. RefSeq names its product protein GDAP2 homolog. The record is from RefSeq and is a predicted model, not a curated record. The transcript is spliced from 3 exons. The coding region runs from base 175 to 795 and encodes 206 amino acids. NCBI's taxonomy places the organism in Eukaryota, Viridiplantae, Streptophyta, Magnoliopsida, Rosales, Moraceae.